CGGCAGGCGGCCAUCCUGUUGCGCUAUUAUGUCGACGAGCUGGCGGCCCGAUUCGACCUCUGCGAUCCCCAGUGCCACUUUGCCCAGGUUGUGCCGCAUCGUGCCCGCUCGUCGAUGCCGCUGCGCAUGGCCAUCCUGACGACGUCCGCGCGGCAUCUGAUUCGAUUGCCGAGGCAUCGGAAUAGCUCCGGUGAGGUCGAGUGGCAGGGCCAUCGGUUGCCGGAGCUGACGGAGGAGUCGGCGCUGGACUACCACACGGCCUGCAUUCGCGACUUGUUGGCACUGAGCAUGGAUCCAGACCAGAUCCACAAUGAGAACCUCUUGGCCGCCGCCAUCAUCCUGCGCACCGACGAGGAGAUGGACGCGCCGUUGCGGGAGGAGGCGCAGGACCAGGAGGUGUUUCUGCGCAUGCUGAACGUGUUUAUCGCCGCCCAGGUGCACUGCGUCGAGUCGCGCUGGUCCUCGCCGGCCGACGGUCUACGACAGGCGGCCUUCUGGGUGGCUCUGCGCCAGGAGGUGCUGAGCUCGUUCAUGAAACAGCGCGCGCUAGACUUUCCCUUGGCGCAUUGCCACGGCUUCCGGUCGCUGUCGCCCGCCUCCGACGCCGUCUGGGCCAAUCGCAUCGUCAUCUUCUGUGCCGACGUGCUAGAAUACUGCUACGGCAGUCGUGACGCCGCGUCCGUCCGGUCGCCCGGUCGCUGGCAGGCGUUGGUGACGUACCAGGAAGAGCUGCACGCGUCGCUGCCGCCUUCCUUCGACGCGCUCUAUUGCCGCGACGCCGACCCUGCUGUCGACCAGAUGUUCCCGGAAAUCUGGCAUCUCGAUCGCUGGCACGUCACGGGCACGAAUCAUGGCGGCCUGGCUCGACUCCUCUUGCUGGUGUUCGAUCCCACGCGACCGCCGCUGGGCCCGGGAUCGGCGGCCAGACGGCGCGAGAUGAUGCAGUCGGUCCGGACCAUCGUGCGUCGGCUAUGCGGCGUGGCUCUGAGUAACCGUCACUCGCCGUCGACCUUCUUCGAGGCUAUGAUGGGCAUCAUCACUUGUGGCGAGUACUUUGAGGACCCGCGCGAGCAGUCGGCGCUGCUGGACGUGCUGGACGUGAUGCGUCGCGAGCAUGCGUUUCCGACUGAGAGCGUCGAAGCCCGGCUGCGGACGGCGUGGUUAGAGACAUCCUAG
This is a messenger RNA of Aspergillus steynii IBT 23096, 1176 nucleotides long. RefSeq lists its product as uncharacterized. Gene Ontology annotation, molecular function: transcription cis-regulatory region binding; DNA-binding transcription factor activity. The record is from RefSeq and is a predicted model, not a curated record. Gene Ontology annotation, cellular component: nucleus. The annotation marks the transcript as partial. NCBI's taxonomy places the organism in Eukaryota, Fungi, Ascomycota, Eurotiomycetes, Eurotiales, Aspergillaceae. Gene Ontology annotation, biological process: positive regulation of transcription by RNA polymerase II. The transcript has a single exon.